AUGGAGGUCAACACAUGUCACACACAUAAUUACAGGCAGUUUCCCACCCAGUGCACUCUGAAUGUGCCCAAAGCCCGCAAGAAGUGCAACGAAACCACAAUUCGUUGUACUGCUGUGGGAUCAACACCUUCAACUACGUUGGGUUCAGAUUGCAGUACUUCAACAGCUACAAAAUCUUCAUCUGUAAAGACGUUUGGGUUUAGUGGAAAUAAACCCGUAGCCUUGAACCCUGCUUCGCCUUUGCUCAUAGUGGCGACAUCGGAGAAUGCCUUUUUAACCAACGAUGCUACAUCGUAUGGUGUGAUUCUUUCAGCUACAUUUAGCGAUUUUAUUUAUGUAGAGCCAUUGCUCUACAUAAAUAAAAUCGCAUUCUCUUAUAUAAGCUGCUUUGAACGGUCCAAAAAAGAGACAUCUAGCGGUUGCAUGCGAUGA
Leptosia nina is the source of this 432-nucleotide messenger RNA. The record is from the annotation of a GenBank genome assembly. NCBI's taxonomy places the organism in Eukaryota, Metazoa, Arthropoda, Insecta, Lepidoptera, Pieridae.